Molecule: messenger RNA, 2472 nt
Organism: Ornithodoros turicata
Lineage: Eukaryota; Metazoa; Arthropoda; Arachnida; Ixodida; Argasidae
Exons: 2
Coding region: 52-2409 (785 amino acids)
Cellular component (GO): membrane
Source: RefSeq, a predicted model, not a curated record
CGCAGACAGACCUCGAGAACGUUCGAAGGCAACGUGCUUCGAUCUCAACCGAUGAUGAGCGAGCAGCAGGAACCAUUAGGGCUGUUCGCCGGAUGGCAGGACUUGGCCACCAGUGCCCUCACAUGGGCCACUUCGUCAGAUGCUCCAACACCGCCGUCUCUGUCGCCCCAAGGAGGCCUUCUCCUUUCCCUGUUGAGCGGCCAGCCCCGAGCUUUGGCCCUGCUGCUGGUGGGACUCGUCUACACAGCUCUUCUGCCUGUAGCUGCGGUCGCCCUGCUUGCCUACCGACGGCGAUUCAACAGCCGAUCGCAGGACAUCACCCAGCUGUACAAUGUCGCCUGGUACGCGUACUGCUUCGGGCUGGCGUUCGUAGUCGCCUCAGGUAUGGUGACGGCCCUAGCACUAAUCUUCAGCCGCGCGGACUUCAAUGCCGCGUACAGAUCGGCUCCCGAAGAAUGGCAAAGAAACUUCGCUCAACUACAGCGGUUCGUCAAUAACACCGGGCGGGAGCUGUCGAAUUCGGCGAAGCAGAGGGUGGCUGGCCGUCUGCGUGACGCGACUGAUCUUUUGGACUCAAACUUCACGCAUUAUUUUGAACAGACCCUGGCUGACGCGAUUGCAAACGAUCUCAACGCGACGGCUAACUGCUCGAUCGGUGUAAGAGCAAUAGGACGUAAUCUACAGCACCAAGGUCUUAAUGAUUUAGGUCGUGCACUAGUGGCUGCUGCCGAUUGGUGCACCCGUCUCGAACAGAAGAGAGACUCUCUUUUGCACGCUGCAGCGGAGAAAGUGGAAAAAUUGACGAAACAACAGCGCCAGCGAUCGCUGGCGAGAAUUCGAGGCGAGACAGCGCCAUCGGAUACUUAUUUAUCCGAUGUGGAGACAGCGUUAAAAGGCCUAGAUCGAGCAAAGCAAAGGGUCCUGGCGGUCCUGCCUUCACCGCAGAAUGGUCUUCUGGACCUCUUGGCUUACGCUGGCCUUAAUUAUGUGAACCUGCUCACCCUGUUUGACUUGGUAAUCCUAGCAUUGCUGGCAGCAGCCACUUUAGUUGGAGUGGCGACAAGAAGGGACACAGAGCCGCCCACCGAACGCGGGGCAAUUUCUCACGGCGCGGGAAGAGUGCUCACAGGCAGCGCAACGUUUAUGAUUAUAUUCUGUUUCCUCGCAACACCAAUGAUCCUUGGCAUCUUAAUUCUUGAUGUUGGCCUGCAGUGCCAUGUGUGUAUUCCCUACCGAGAGCAAGACUGGAAGACGAUAGACAAGUUAACCGUCGCACUGUGGCCUCUCGCAGAACGAGGCAACACAUUCAAGGAGCUGACGCCCAGUUUACUUUUCAGUAGAUGCGCCGCGGACGACGACUCCCUGCUGUUCACGGCCCCACCUCUUGUACAAUUACCAGUGCUUUCUCAGUCACUGGAUGCCAUGAAUGUCGACGACUCUAAAGCGGAAGAGAAAGUUCACCCACCCCCGGAAGAACUUCGAAGCUUACUACAGAGUAGUUUAACUCAUUCGUGGCUUCCCCUUUCAUUGAGACUACAGGCGAAGAAUCUUCUGUCCCAUCUCUCGGAUGCCGAGACGGCUGCGCGUGAGGCGCCACGAGCAAUCCAGGGAAUCCUCCGGUCCAUGACAGGAAAAUAUUAUGGGAACUACCUGGCAAACGUGACGCGUCGCCUUCUAGGUGGACCCCGUGUUGCGCAUCAACUGAAGGCUUCACCAGGAUUUGGUUCAUGCAAACCCUUAUAUAAUGGGUUCAUGUCAGCACUGGCCUCACUGUGUGGACCUUUACAGCGUGGACUAACGGGCUACUGGUUCGCCCUGUCCCUUGACAUCCUCCGGUACACGGCUGGGGUUAUAGUAUGUCUCGGAGCAUCAAAAUACCUGCUUCGAAUGAAGUCGUACAGCUACGAAGGUCAAGUUGUCGAAGACGUGCGGGAUGACACACCGCCAGUGCCUCGUCAGAUGUGGGCGAAGAGGCUCAGAAAGCAGCCGCAACGUUCAAAGUCACAGAAGGUCUCCAAGAUCAUAGACCAAUCUGCUGGAGAUUUGUGUCGGCUAUGGCCACCUCCUGGAAGGGGUCUUGCGGCAAAAACACAGCUUCCGGUGUUUUCUUCUGGCAGGUUCAUGAGUCCACCAGGCUCUGAUCUGAAGCGCCGUCACAACGACGGCUGGGACAGUCCGCCGCUAAGGGCUCCGAAAACAUUACGUCAUAGUCCGACGCGGGAAUGUGCCUCGCCGUGGGGGGAACCAUACAAGCCUCCCAAGCUACCACAGAAGCGUAGAAUUCGCUGGAGGGCUCAGAACUCGUACAAGACUAUCUCAAGCGCACCUCUGAGAGGACCCUACGGUUUCAGCGAUAUGUCCGAUUUUUCGAACCCUAGCGACUCGAACUCGAGUCUGCGUUGGCACUAGCGAUUUUCAGUGUACUUAAAAAAAAUUGGUUCGUUACAUAGAAGAAAUGGUGAGACAUUGGCA